This is a messenger RNA of Lacerta agilis (Sand lizard), 1965 nucleotides long. RefSeq names its product RNA pseudouridine synthase D4 (gene RPUSD4). Gene Ontology annotation, molecular function: RNA binding; pseudouridine synthase activity. The record is from RefSeq and is a predicted model, not a curated record. Gene Ontology annotation, biological process: pseudouridine synthesis. Lineage: Eukaryota; Metazoa; Chordata; Lepidosauria; Squamata; Lacertidae.
CGGACAGCCCUAAAAAACAUGGCGGCUCACAGCGGCGCUCCUCGCCGCGCUCUGCGACUCGUUUUGAAAGCAGGCCGGCGGGCCUUUUCUCACAGCCAGGGCGCGGCCGCCCCUCUCAGCGCCCAGCAGCUGGCGGAGAAAAUACGAGCCGAGAAGCAGGAUCAGAAAAAAAAGCAGGCCGAGGUUCCUAAAGACAAAGCAUCACGGCGGGUGCAAGAACUUGCUCAGCUAACGAAGCAGUUGCCGCUUCAUCCUAAUGUGGUGGCCAAGGCACUAAAAAAUGGAAUCCUCUACCUAAACAAAGAGAUUGUGGUGAUUAACAAACCUUAUGGCCUCCUGUUCAUGGUGAGAGGAAUGAGCGUGUGUGGCCCCAAGGUAAAAAUGUGCAUCGCUGAUGUGCUGCCAGUACUGGCAAAGAUGUUGGACGGCAUGAAAGCUGAACCCCUUCAUCUCUGUCACCGGCUGGAUAAAGAAAACGGAGUGAUGGUGCUUGCCAGGGAUGAGAACCCCGCACACCAGAUCCAGCAGCUCUUCAAAACCCGACAGGUGGAGAAAAAAUAUUGGGCGAUCUGCAUUGGAGAACCAAAGCCAGCCGAGGGACUGGUGGAUAUUCCCAUCAUGGAGAAGGAAGCCGCGGGCAACCAAUUGCACUAUAAAAUGACACUUGCGCCAAACUAUCGCGUGUCCUCUGAGGAUGGGAAUAUGUUCAAAGUCCGCAAGCACAGAGAUGCCAGUAUGGCAGUGACCCAGUACCAAGUGCUGAGUAGUUCCUCCUCUUGUUCCCUCCUUGAACUGCACCCAGUCACAGGAGUGAAGCACCAAAUCAGAGUCCACUUGGCCUAUGGCUUAGGCUGUCCAGUCCUUGGAGACCACAAAUACUCCCAUUGGAACAAGCUUGCACCACAGAAGCUUCCAAAGGCUGCAUUGAAGAGGCUGGGCUUGGAACAAGUCAAAGCUCGCCACCUCCCACUUCACCUCCAUGCCUGCCAACUCACUCUGCCUGCAAAAAACGGCAGCGAAGAAGAUAAAAUCCACUUGGUUUGCAAGCCACCCCUGUUCUUCAUUCGCUCCUUACAGCGACUGAAGCUGCAGUUCCCAGAAAUACAAAAUAGUGAACCACAGCAAUGACGGACUGUAUAGCUUUAUUGGAGAAACUUGAUUUCCUUGACCUCCUAGUUCCUGGAAUUCCACUAAGUGCAGAUCUUUUUGGACUCUAAAGUGGCCAACCAUGGAACUGCAAGAUUUGCUUCUCCUAGAAGCCUACAUCGGUCCAGAGAAUCGUUGUGGCAAGUGCUGAGGCUCUGUAUUCAGCUGCCAUGGGAAGUGAAGACAGGGGUCCCAAUAGGUUUCAGACAGGAGUGUUUGAAGAUGCAGUAGUCCUCUGAUAGACAUGGCGAUGGAGACAGCAAUUGAGGCACCUGAAACCCAACCCAGUACAAACAACUUGCUUGAAGAAAUUGACUGGGCAUGAUGUAAUUUUAACAGGGAUUUUUUAAAGAAAGACUCAGUCUGGAGUUUGUUCUGCUGAUGUAAUAGUGAUGGAAGUCAGCUACAUGUUGAGAAGCCCUUGGGUUCAAAUCAUGCCUCUGCUGACUUUAGACAGCUAGACUUUCUCUUAGGCCCAGUUCACAUGUAACACUAAGCCAGACCAUGGCUUGCUUAAUACAAAUGAGUGGUUCUGGGACAGAAGUGCUGCUCCUGCUGCUGUGUGCUAUUGGAACUAAACUAUAUUUUGGUUUAGUGUUGUGUCCAGACUUGAGCGUCCAAACUUACAGCCUGUGGUUUGUGGGUAACCUGUGGGCCUCCAGAUGUUUGCUGGACGACAGCUCACAUCAUCUAUGACUAUACUAUAUGGAACCAAUAAGAGCUGUGGGGCCACAAAUUUCCAACCUCUGCCCUAGUGUAACAUGGAGACUGGCUGCUGGACAAUAUCUAGCCUCUGAUUCUUGCAUUUCAUCCCAAACU